Prorocentrum cordatum is the source of this 642-nucleotide messenger RNA. Lineage: Eukaryota; Dinophyceae; Prorocentrales; Prorocentraceae. The record is from the annotation of a GenBank genome assembly.
GUGGCCGCCCUGGUCGCGCCCGCGCCUGCGCCGGCGCAGCAGCCGCGGGCGGCGCCGCCGUUCGCGCCGAGGCUCGGCUGGCGCUCCGGAGGCGCCGGCGCCCUGCUGCCCGUCUCCGAGCCCCAGCUGCUGCGCGACCUGCUGCACGCCCUGCAGGGGGUGGACAGCGCCUCCUUCCGACUGCGGAGGGCCGAGGGGCGCUUCGACGUGAGCCCCUCCUGCACGCUGUCGCGCCCCGCGUGGUGCCUGGCCCAGAAGGUGCUGGAGCUCGCGAGCCUGCGCGCCCGGCUUGCCGCCGCGGCCGACGCGGCGCUGGACGGUGCAGCGCACCAGAGUCUCCUGCACCAGGCGCUCGGCGAAGCGCUGCGGCACCAGCUGCGGGACUACCAAAAGGUGCUGGCCCUGCUGAUGGCCAAGGCGGACGCCGUGCCAGCGGCCGCGGGGCCUCCGGAGCUGACGCUGGGGCGCCUGUGGUGCUGGCUCCAGGCGCCCCUGGAGCGGAUGCGUCUGCUGGCCUCGCUGGCCGAGGUGUGCGGCCCGCUGCGCGGCGGCGCUCUGGCCUCCGCGGUGCACGGCCUCUCUCGCAGCGGGGACGCGCCGGCGCGCGGCGCCUGCCUGGCAAUCCUGCGGCGCGUGGCGGGC